AUGCCCCUGAUUGAUCUAACCGGGGACCGCGAUGCGGACACGGAAUUCGAGGCAGCUGUUGGGGGCGAUGUGUUCCUGGAUGCUCAGGAGGAAUUUCCGGCCUCGAACCCUGAAGUCGGGGUCGAGGGAAAUGUGGCUGAGGGCGGAAUUCCGAGGGGCGGAAUUCCGAGGGGGGUGUUCAUUGAUCUCGCGGAAGAUGAUGACGACCCCCACCGAGCGUUGUUUGAGGAGGAUUGGGAGGAAAAUGGUAGCCGAAGUCCAACCUCUGAAGAUAAUGCCACCCGGCGAAGUCUUUUUGGGGAACCGCCCCGUGGCAAUGUGAACGGCCCAGAAUCACAGGCAUCGCCACAUGGAAGUGCACAUGGUGUCGGAUCGUCGGCUGCGCCCGCGGGAAAUGCUGAGGGACAAGAACCAGAGGCUGCGCCACAGGGAAAUGCGGAGGGGCAAGCAUCGCAGGCCGCGCCUCAGAGAAAUGCAGAUGGGCCAGCAUCAGCUACGCAUGAGUCAGUUCGAAAACAGGCCGACGUGGCCAGCAGGAUUCGCCGCGCAAAAAUCCCUUUCGAUUAUCUCGCGGCGAAAACCAGAAAAGACUACAUCCUGUAUUGGCUGCACUACAAGUGGUGGGUCAUCAUGUUCAUGUCAACGUUGCACAAGACUGAGGUCCCGGCGGAGGAGCGUCUGAACCCUCUGGCGCCUGACGAGGUUGGAAUCCAUCUGGGGAACGACAAAAAGGCGGAGUGGUCAACUGUGGAUUUGGAUCAAGUUUAUCUCCACGGGCCCCGUGUUACUGGAUGGAGGAUUCAGAGGUUCCUGCGGUACAUGGCAGAGGAAACCCCCGCGCAGGCCGAGAUGAUGCGGAGGGGCGAAGAAGUGGUGGCUGGAAAGGAGCCCAUCCCUAGUACGCCGAGCAUGAUGAAGGCAAAGAUGAGCGCUUUGGGCUUCCUGGGCAGACUUGAAGCUCGACUCUACGACUACCCGAAGGCCCAAGCAAAUGAGUACAUCGGCGAAGCGCGGGAGUACAUGAAGCUCAAGCUGAAACAGCUGCACGACAAGCAGGUGAUGAUUCAGCUCGCACACCAAAUGUUGGGAAGGGGAUGCAGCAUUCGUGCUCUUCGAUUCGCCAACAUGUUUGUCCGCCACACGCGUAGCAGCACGGCCGUCCCCGACCGCCAGAAGGAUCUCCCUGUUGGGGUUUUCGCCUCUCGAAAGUCCAAGACGAAUGCGACCAACAGGCUGACCCACCAAUUCUUGGCCCGACACAUCAACUUCGCGCUUUGCGGUGUUGGUGGUCUUUUUCUGUGGAUUCAUUUCGUCUACGACCUCGUGCCUCUGCGAUUCGGAGCGGACAUCAUUCCGCCACUGGACUUCAGCGACCCCCUCCAGUGGUCAAAGAAGCACAUUUUUUUCCCAUUGAGGCACGGAAGGGAACAACUGCAGGAAGAGCUUCCGUACGUGACCCACAACAAUUGGAUUAAUUGGGUCAUGAAGGAAGUAGCUCGACCGCCCUGGCGGAUCAGCAAAAAGACCCAUGCGUUUCGCCGGUCGGGAGCCCAAGGCCUGAGUGACGAUCGCUGUCCCGACCCCGACAUCAACGCUCUCGGCGGUGAUGCGAUCUACAAGCUGAACUCAUCCCGAAAGUACCAGCAGCUCCUGGUGGAGAACAACCUGUACCGGACGGAAUGUGGUCAGAAGGAUCACGAGAUCGGCGAGCUGAAGAACAGGCUCGCUGAAACCGAAGAGAGGGAGAAGAAGACGGCCGCUGAAAACGAGCAGCUCAAAGCGGAGCUGGCUGCUCUGAAGGCGCGUGCAGGGAGCAGCGCGAACGCACAGGCUGCUGAUCGAGGGACGGGCUCGUCGACAAUGGAGGAAGCUGGCGGGGAGGCUCCGAAGCCCCAGAAGGCACAAGUCACCACUCCAGUGCAGGCAUUUUUCGACCUUGUCGUUAAACCCUGGCGGGACUCGGAGACGGUCGCAGAGGCAUGGGAACACUGGGUGAAGGUGACAUUUUUGAUGGACGGAAAGACUCUCCGCCAGCUGUCGUCCGAAAAAAGUUUCUACCCCACUUUCUCGUACAUUGAGAAGGGUGUGAAGGACGAUACUGGCGACAAAAAAAUGAAGCGGAUGAGGAACGUGAUGCUCACCGUCGAGAAGUACAGGGCUAAUGAAUCGGAGGAGGCCACCCGAGAUGCCAUUGCAAAGAUCCAAAAGGACGUGGUGGAUCGGAGUUCGAUCAGCGCUCUGGCGGAUGGCGUGAUUCUCGGAAACGAGCCACCUCCGAAGAGGGAUAAUCCCGGCAAGGAUAAGACGACGGAGAACAAGCGCCGCAAGGUCGGGUACCUCUUCUUCGCCGCCCAGAUGGAAGGUGACGCGUGGGGAGAGAAGAUGUUUGGGGAAGAUGUUUGGAAGCAGAUCAAGAUCGACGAGCCAAAGAAGCUGGCUAAACUGAAGAAGUAG
Molecule: messenger RNA, 2454 nt
Organism: Closterium sp. Yama58-4
Lineage: Eukaryota; Viridiplantae; Streptophyta; Zygnematophyceae; Desmidiales; Closteriaceae
Source: the annotation of a GenBank genome assembly